Cherax quadricarinatus is the source of this 1706-nucleotide messenger RNA. The record is from RefSeq and is a predicted model, not a curated record. Lineage: Eukaryota; Metazoa; Arthropoda; Malacostraca; Decapoda; Parastacidae.
GGUAGCUGGGCCGGUGUCCUCAAUAGUAUAUGUGUGCCGGGAUCCUCGUGACGUGUGUGUCUCCUUCUACUACCAGUUCAUCAAGCUGCAUGGCUACAAGGACACCUUCAAUCACUUCGUCCAAUUAUUCCUCGAUGACAUAAGAUUGGUGCGUCGGUGGUAGCCUACCCAAGGGCAGGAAGCCUGUUGCUGCCUGAAUUCUCUUCGUCUGUUGACUGCACGCCAUGCAGCCAGUCUCGCCGCCACUGAGGAUGUACAGUGCUCCAUCAAGCUACAGUUCACCUCCUCAGUGUCCUGCGCCAGUGCUGUACUCACCCUUCUGGGUGCACAUCCUGAACUUCUGGAAGAUGAGACAUGAAGAUCACAUUCUCUUCCUCCGGUAUGAGGACAUGACGAAGGACCUGGCGGCAGUAGUGAGGCAAGUGGCAGCUUUUCUAGGAAGAAAUGUGAAUGAAGAGCAGGUGUCAUGGCUGACUCAUCACUGCACCUUCGAGGAAAUGAGUAAGAAUCCAGCAGUAAAUUACGACACCUUUCGGAUGGCACCCACACAAGAGGCAAAGGAAAUAAAGUUCAUGAGAAAGGGCAAGGUAGGAGACUGGAGGAACCACUUGACGGAGGAGCAGCAAAAAGCUUUCAAACAAUGGACGUUGAAGUAUCUGCAAGGCUCUGACUUUCCUUACUAUCAAGACUACGAAUAAGAUGCAACAAAUCACACAUAAUAAUUGCUAGAUAUUCUUACGUAUGGAAGACUUGGUUAAAUUUGUGUUGCAAGUCACAUUUAUUAAUAAAUUCUAAGUUAGCUUUCUAUUACCAGUAUUCAGAUAGUUGCUACAGAAUAAAACAAUGUUGUCAUAAAAUUAAGAAAUGUGCUAAGUGCAUUUUAACUUCCUAUUCGUUCGGUAUUUAUAGAUAAUUAACAAAAAGUUAUAGAAAAUUAUUCCAUUCUCUCUACGAAAACUACAUGUAUUUCCGUUACCCCGUCGCCAGCGCCUCAGUGCAGAGUGUGACCAGGUUGGUAAUGACAUUAAACAAUAAUUUUAAAGAUUUAAAGGAAAUCAAAAGACCCUUCACAUGGAUAUUACACAACUCAUAUAUAAUUCACACCCUUGAAGGAGACCAAAAAGACCAAUAUCCAAUACACACAAGCACAUUUAUUUUGAAGUCUCUCAGAAGUUGCAUUAUUAAGCUGACAAAGGUGUGACAGUGAGACUUUGGUUAGAGAGAACUUCUCGUGUUCCCUCCAGAGUGUGAACGUGUGUACACAAACUCUUUACAAGACUUCUUCAAAAGGAGCUCAACUCAUCUGUAUAAUCUUUAUUUUUACUCUCAAUAUUAUUACAGUGAAUAUUAACACUAGAAAAAAUCAGACACAAAAUAAAUUAAUUUUAUACACUAUAUUACUGCUAAACAGAAAUUCUAGUGAAAACAAAUUGGAACAACUAAUAAUAGAAAAUCAACUUGCGAGAAUGGUCACACUUCCAAUACAUUUCUUCAGUUAAUUUCCAGCUUUUUCAGUAAUACGGAUAUUUUCAAAUCAUCUACAGAUACUACAGUAAUAAUAAUGAUAAUAAUAAUAAUAAUAAUAAUAAUAAUAAUAAUAAUAAUAAUAAUAAUAAUAAUAAUAAUACUGAUAAUACUUUCUCAAUUGAACAUUUGUCUUUGUUCUGCAUUACAUUUCAAUAAAGCAAUGAUGAUAGCUGACAUUA